CUGUAUUAGUGAAACUUACUUAGACCUAAGGUACCUAGGUAGAGCUGGACUCUCCAGAAUUUGGAUCGUCAAACUUCCCAUCUACAAAACAGACCUGUACAAAACAUCAAUGCUCACAAUACAUCCCCCCCCCAUACGUACUUUAGACAUAAUAACACGUAGCCAUGCCUCCUCGACACCAGACCCUGCCGCCGGCCCAGACUUCUUCGGCCCGCGCGGCCCUACAGUCUUUCUACUGCGAACUCUGUUCCAAAGGCUACUCGCGCAUGAACGACUACGAAGCCCAUCUGGGCAGCUACGACCAUAGCCAUCGCCAGCGCAUGAAGGAUAUGAAGCAAAUGGUUAAAGAUCCAACAGCCGGGGCACGCGCCAGGAAAGCCGAAGCUAAAGCAGACGGCCUCAUCAGCAUCAAGCUCAGCGGCGAUCCUAAUCCAGCCGGAACUGGCGGCGGCGGGUUUAAAAAGGGAGGAUUUAAGAAGUCUGGCUUCAAAAGCGCAUUCACGCCUAUCGGCGGAACAGCAGACAGCGAGAAUAGCAAGACAAAAGAAUUAGAUACGGAUACGAAUAACAAUAAAGAUGAAAAAGUCAUACCGAAAGAUUUAGGCGCCGAAAGCGAUACGGAAGAUGAAGGGUACGAGGUUUAUAAUCCACAGCUUCCUACGGAUUAAUACGCUGCUAGGCAAGUUUAUAUUUUACAAGGCAUAUAUAUUAUAUGUCCAGUCAUGGCCAGUAAUAUCCACGACAAGGGAGGGCUAUCUAACUUGUAGACCUUGGAUUUGGGCCAGACUCAGAUCAAAACAAUUUUACGACGGCAAGCCGCGCUAUUGCAAGCAGCCAUGAAGGUCGCCAAAUACUCUGUUGGGCAAAUAACUUAGAUACGUCAACGCGACUGUAUCUUCUACCGUAACCUCGGCAGCAAGUCCUAGGUAAAUAUAUAGGCGUACCACAGCGUACAAUACAAUAUAUGAAGUUUUAUAUCAUAGGUUAAAAGCCCACGCAUGGAUUUGUAAUAGAAUAAUAGCGUAGUAAUAAAACAUCUGGACU
Molecule: messenger RNA, 1044 nt
Organism: Daldinia caldariorum
Lineage: Eukaryota; Fungi; Ascomycota; Sordariomycetes; Xylariales; Hypoxylaceae
Exons: 2
Coding region: 165-668 (167 amino acids)
Source: RefSeq, a predicted model, not a curated record